Mucor mucedo is the source of this 2290-nucleotide messenger RNA. RefSeq lists its product as uncharacterized. Gene Ontology annotation, biological process: protein processing. Gene Ontology annotation, molecular function: metalloendopeptidase activity. The record is from RefSeq and is a predicted model, not a curated record. Bases 4 to 2193 code for a protein of 729 amino acids. NCBI's taxonomy places the organism in Eukaryota, Fungi, Mucoromycota, Mucoromycetes, Mucorales, Mucoraceae. Gene Ontology annotation, cellular component: plasma membrane. The transcript is spliced from 9 exons.
AAUAUGCCUCCCUUGAUUUCUUCGUUGUCUCAACGUGCUUUACCCGAUGUAUGCCUUACUCCCAAAUGUGUAGAGAUCGCUGAAUCUAUUUUGUCAUCUGUCAAUUUGAAUGUGGAUCCGUGUUCUGACUUCUUUCAGUAUACAUGUGGAAACUGGCUGCUUUCUGAUGAAAUAAAGGACACAGUUCAAGGAUCUUCCGUGUUUACGACGACAACAAUAAAAAAUCGUGAUGUGCUUCUUGGAUUUUUAGAAGGAACAUUUGAAGAUCUUUAUGAUACAAUUAAAUCGGUAGACCCACUCUAUCAUACACAAAGCAUGAUGGAUAGCGACAGAAAGAACUUCCAACUAAUUAAAACAUACUAUGAUGCGUGUUUGGACACGGAACGUAAUAUUCAAUUGGGAUCCACUCCUUUAUUCCCUUUUCUUGCUCAGAUCGAAAAUGAUUUGUUUCCUAUCACAGAGAAUCCCGUACCGGAAAGAUUGGCCGAAACAAUUGCCGCAUUGACACUUCGGGGAGUACCUAGUCUUGUAGGUAUUGAGGCUAAAAUCAACAUAUACGAUCAUGAUUAUCUUGUGCUACAAAUCUUGCCAGGAUUGACCGAUAAUUUAACUGUCUAUGAGGACAUUGACCAAUUAGAGUCUUAUAGACAGGAAAUAAUUGACCUUUUAACCCAUACAGUAGGAGACGUGUCCGAAUUGGAUCAAGAUUACGGAGAAUUCGUUUUGCAAGAAAGCCGAAAGAACAAUUUUACCCUUUGGUCUGCUUCUAAAAUCGAAAUUGCCGCUAGUAACUUUAUCAAUUUUGAAAUCAAACUAGCGAAUAUAGUAAAUGAUGAGGCUGUAUCGAACGUCACUGCUGACCACCCAUAUACAUUAAAGAAGAUUGAAUCAAUAAAUCCUACAAUUGAUUGGAACGCCUUGGUCUCAACUUUAGUCUCAUCAGAAUAUCCCACUCCUGAUUUACCAGUCAAAUAUCUAAAAGAGUAUAUGGAAGAUCUUGAGGAAUUGCUAACAACAACAUCAGUAAAAAUAUUACAAGAGUAUUUUAUUGUAAGAAGCAUCCAAGCUACUACCAGCAAACUUAGCAUCCCUAAAAGUGUUCAAUCAUCUACGAUGACAAGCUUUUCGGAAUCGUUCCCGCAAGUUGAAAUUUUUAGAGCACCAACUGGAAAGGAACCCAAGUCUGCAACUAAGAGGACAGCAUGCGCAUACGAUACAAGUAUGAAGUUCUAUGACAUUUUUGGGCGCUUCUUUUCUUUGAGCUCAUUAGGUGCUACUGACGAAGUGAAGAAAGUUGAAGACAUGGUUAGUUUCUUACAUGCAACCUGGCUACAUGACAUGCUACCCGAAACAUCCUGGGCUGACGAAGAAACCAAAGCAAAAAUUAUUGAAAAGAUCGAGAUGUUAAUCCUAAAGGUGGCCAUCAGAAGCAAGACACCAGAUUGGAGGGAUCCUUCCUCUCUCGAGUUACUAUAUGACAAUGUAACUCUUGAUGACAGCGAUGGUUAUUUUUAUAAUUCUAUUUUUAUGGCUAUCCAGGAGAAUACCAAGAAUUUUAAAUCUUUAUUGAAGAAACAAUACAGAGGCGACUACGAAAUUCUGAUUGGUAUGCUCCAAAAGCCUUUCUAUAGCAUAGACUAUCCAGAAUACUUAAAUUAUGGUGCUAUUGGUGGUAUCAUUGGUCAUGAAUUGGUUCAUGCUUUAGAUGAUAAUGGAAAAAAUUUCAACGCGACAGGAUAUCUGGAAGACUGGUUUACAGAGUCUUCAGCUAAAGCGUACGACGAGAAGGCACAAUGCUUUGUCGAACAAUACGAAAAUUUUACAUUGACUGGGCUUGAUAAUACUGAAUAUCCACUGGAUGGAGAUGUUCAAUUGGGAGAAAAUAUUGCAGACAGCGGUGGACUAGAUAUUGCGUUUCGUGCAUACCAGAACCAUGUGCUUAAGCAAGGAGCUGAUCAGCUAUUACCGGGUCUAGAGCAUUUGACUCCCGAACAAAUGUUUUUUAUAAAUCAUGGUCGUUCUUACUGUGAAAUCACGGCAUUAAGUGACGCCGAAGAGUUUGCGGAGGAGGUACAUUCUCCCUGGUAUUAUAGAGUUAUCGGUGGUUUGCAAAACGAUCCCAAUUUUGCCAAAACAUUCAAUUGUCCUGUUGGGUCUCCGAUGAAUCCAGCUAAAAAGUGCUCCAUUUGGUAGCCGUAUCCGGUUUUCUAAAUUGGCUGUAUUUCUAUAACCUGACUGUUGUCUUGAAACUCUUGCAAAUAAAUUAAAUAAAUCUUUAUGUAUUACUAAA